Camelina sativa (false flax) is the source of this 894-nucleotide messenger RNA. The record is from RefSeq and is a predicted model, not a curated record. NCBI's taxonomy places the organism in Eukaryota, Viridiplantae, Streptophyta, Magnoliopsida, Brassicales, Brassicaceae.
AUGGUAUUGGAGCCUAUUGGAGACCAUCAGAUCGACGAACAAAAGUUUCGUUUCCGUAACUAUGAAAAUUCCGCCUCUAUUGUAGACACAAAUGCAGAUCUAUUUGAUGUUAUUGGCCUGUUACGCCUAAUUGUUGGCGACAAUAUCCACUCCCCUUCAACACUGGAAACAUCACAGCAAGUGUUAGGUGAUAAUGGUCACAACACUCCAAAAAUUGCAAGAUCCUCCUCUGCCGUUACCAAACUUGAGACAGUUACAAUCCAAGAAAUUCUCCAAUUUCUACAAAAUGAGAAUCCCCAGCUUUUACUUGGUACCAUUCUUGACAUACAACCACAAUAUGGUUGGUACUACAUCUCAUGCAGCAAAUGCAACAACAAACUUGAGAAGGCUGAUACAUCUUUGUACUGCAACUACUGCAAGGAAUCCAACAACAUCGGUGUCAUCAGAUAUCGUUUUGAGAUACGAGUAUCUGACAAAAACAAAGAUGUUGCAACUUUUGUUGUCCUCGAUAGUGAGGCCACCAAAAUUGCUGGGCGUAGAGCUGCUGAUGUUUUAAACGAGGAAAUGGAGGCUUCCAGCACAACUUCGUAUACUGAAAUAAAUUUGCAGACCCCAGAAUGUUUAAAACAUAUCGUUGGCAAUACUUGCAAAUUCCAAAUCAAGCUCUCUGAAUAUAACUUCAAAACUUCUCGCCAAACUGUCUCAAUCUCCCGCAUUUUGGAAACCAUCACUGACCAUCCAGCCGAAUCAGAAGAAGGAAGUUCUACCAAGUCGCUUCCUGAAACUCAAAGUACUACCACUACAUGCAAAUCUCGAGAAAAAUCACAUGUCAAUGAUUCAACCGAUAAGAACAGAUCUACUCUGGAGAAAUGUCCCCGUCUGGAUAAUAAGUAG